Molecule: messenger RNA, 6941 nt
Organism: Hemicordylus capensis (graceful crag lizard)
Lineage: Eukaryota; Metazoa; Chordata; Lepidosauria; Squamata; Cordylidae
Product: zinc finger protein 883-like
Exons: 3
Coding region: 290-2131 (613 amino acids)
Source: RefSeq, a predicted model, not a curated record
GUGUAGCUGCUCUUUCUUCCCAAUGUUUCAGCCCCGCAUUGGACAGCUCUCAAAUGGGAACCGGAAGUCAGGGCUGUCUGUGUCUCUUUCUCCCCAUCUCUUGGAUCCCGGCGAGUGCCUCUGCAAAUUGACCUUAGAAGAAGGAGGACGCAAGAAAUAAAGCAAAGACCCAGUGCAGUGUGCAACUGAGGGCGAGUUGCAAAAGGAUUUCCGGUUUCUAUGGUCUCAGGACAGCAGGUGAUGGGAACAACAUGGAAGAAUCUGUGAGGAAACAAGGAAAAGAUCAUCCAUGAAAAUGAAGGAGGAGUCCUUUGAGAAUCAUGAAGAAGAUUCAAGGAGGCAGGAAGAAAAGCAAGUCGAUUUCCAAGGAAUUCCAGCCCAACAAGAAGAUCACGAAGGAAAGAGGAAACAUCCUGUGCGUGGGAAAGCCGUUGGUUGCGAAUCAAGCCUUGAUAAACACUGCAAAACAUACUUGGUGGAGCAGCUGAGUAUGUGCUCAGAACAUGGGAAGAACAUCAGGCAGAGCUCACAGCUUAUUUCCCAUCAAAGUACCCAGGCAGGGGAGAAUGCUGGGAAUGGAGAUGGAUCCAAGAUGCAGAACAGAAACCAAAUAGAGACUUUAAAAGAUGAAACUGAUGCUUGUCAGAGUGGAGGUUCCUACCUCAUUCCAGCAGUACAAGAAGAAAAGAAAAGAAAGGAAAGCAACAUGUGCCCUGCGAGGGCAAAGUCCUCCUAUAGUAGUUUAAGGCUGCAGACACGUCAGAGAAUCCAUGCAAUGUACAAAUGCUUGGAGUGUGGCAAGAGCUUUAGUCAAAGCUCAGAAUUUAUGACCCAUCAAAGAAUCCACACCGGAAAGAAACGAUACACCUGCUCAGAGUGUGGUAAAAGCUUCAUGAGGCGUACCACCCUAAUUAACCAUAAAAAAAAAAUCCACAAAGGAGAAAAUAGAUUUAAAUGCCAAGUGUGUGGAAAGAGCUUCCUGCAUAAUGCACACCUCAUUGCCCAUAAUAGAAUCCAUACAGGAGAGAAACCAUUUCAGUGCCUGGUAUGUGGAAGAAGCUUCAGUCUGAAAGCUACCCUUACUACCCAUCGACGAAUCCACACCGGGGAAAAACCAUUUAAAUGCCACGAGUGUGGAAUGUAUUUCAGAUACAGCACAGUGCUAACUACUCAUCAAAGAAUCCAUACUGGGGAGAAACCAUAUCAAUGCUCAGUGUGUGGAAAGAGUUUCAGCCAGAGUGCACACCUUAUUUCCCAUCAAAGAAUCCACACAGGGGAGAAACCAUUUAAAUGCCACGAGUGUGGAAAGAGCUUCAUUUGCAGCUCAGGCCUCAAUUCCCAUCAAAGAAUCCAUACAGGGGUGAAACCUUUCAAAUGCCUGGAGUGUGGAAAGAGCUUCACUGACAGUUCUUAUCUUAAUAACCAUCAAAGAAUCCACACAGGGGAGAAGCCAUUUAAAUGCCUGGAGUGUGGAAAGAGCUUCCGUUGGCGGUCAGCCCUUACUUCUCAUAAAAGAACCCACAUAGAAGAGAAACCAUUUAAAUGCCUGGAGUGUGGGAAGAGCUUCAGCUGGAAGUCAGCCCUUAUUACCCAUAAAAGAAUGCACACAGGGGAGAAACCGUAUAAAUGCCCAGAGUGUGGAAAAAGCUUCAGUCAAAGCUCAGGCCUUAGCACCCAUUAUAAAAUCCACACUGGGGAGAAACCAUUUAAAUGCUCAGAGUGUGGAAAGAGCUUCAGUGGGAGAUCACGCCUUACUCAACAUCUAAGAGUGCACACAGGGGAGAAACCAUACAAAUGCCUGGAGUGUGGAAAGAGUUUCCGUCGUAGUGGACACCUUAGUACCCAUCACAGAAUCCACACGGGGGAGAAACCAUGUAAAUGUCUGGAGUGUGGAAAGAGCUUCACUGAGAGCUCAAGCCUUAUGAAACAUCAAAGAGUGCACACAGGGGAGAAACCAUACAAAUGCCUGGAGUGUGGAAAGAGCUUCACUCAUACUUCAGCCCUUUCUAGCCAUCACAAAAUCCACACAGGCGAGAAACCUUUUAAAUGCCAGAAAUGUGGAAAGAGUUUCAUCCAGAAGACAAACCUCAAUAAACAUCAACGGGUUCACACAGGACGGAAAACUUCUUAAUGUUGACGUGUGAAAAAGCUUCAGUUGGCGCAAGCCCCUUACAUCCCGUCUAGAUCUGCAUGCAAUAGAAAUCUCUUGUGAUGAAACUGCCCUCAUUAUCUUAUAUAAGAACAGCCUUUCUGGAUCAGGCCCAAGGCACUUCUGGUUCAGCAUCCUGUUUCACUCAUGGCUCACCAGAUGCCUCUGGGAAGCCCACAGGCAAGAGCAAAGGGCAUGCCUACACUCUUGCUGUUCCUGGUAUUUAGAGGCAUCUUUCCUCUUAGGCCUCCAGAUUACUAGCUAUUGAUGUCCUCCUUUGAUUUAUCUAAGCCGCCCUUAAAGCCAUCUAGGCUCAAGUCUGUCACCACAUCUUGUGGCAGAGAAUUCCAUAGGUUAAUUAUGCCUUGUGUGAAAAAGAACUUCCUUUGGUUGGUCCUAAAUUUCUUGGUAAUCAGUUUCAUUAGAUGACUCCUAGUAUUAUGUAAGAGGGGGAAAUUUCUCUCUCUAUCAACUCUCUCCGCACUAUGUAUAAUUUUAUAGAUCUAUGUGUCACUCCUCAAUCAUCUUUUUUUUUUCUUAAUGAAAAAGCCCCAGGUGUUCUAGCCAUAAGGAAGGUGGCCCCUAAUCAUCUUGGUUGCCUUCUGCAUCUUCUCCAGUUUUAUAAUGUUCUUUUUCAGGCAUGGUGACCCGAAUUGUACACAGUACUCCAAAUGUGGCCACAUCAUAGAUUUGUAAAAGGGCAUGAUGAUAUCAGCAUUUUUAUUUUCAACCCCCUUUCUAAUGGCAAAGAGGUGCCUUUUUAAUGUGGUGAUUCCCUUUAUUUAGCAAGGGGAGAGUAACUGGCCCUAUCCACCCCCAGCACAGUACCUCCAGUGACUGUUGCUGGUGUCUGUCUUAUGUUUCUUUUUAGAUUGUGAGCCCUCUGGGGACAGGGAGCCAAUUUUUUUAAUGUAUUUGUUAUUUCUUUAUGUAAACCACCCUGAGUCAUUUUUGAAGGGCAGUAUAAAAAUCGAAUUAAUAAUAAUAAUAAUAAAAAUAAAAAUAAAUGAUUCAGUGCCCUUUGUGAAGGAACCCCGUGCAUGAUGGGAUUUAGCCUCCAUUAUCUUGAAAGCAAGAACAUCCACCCGACUUGCCCUUCACCAGUUUCCUAAUACAGUCUAGCACUGGAGAAGUAGACACUUUGCACCCCAAUUUCCCUGUCGGGAUGAUUUCUGGAAAACUGAACUACGGACAGGUGGCAGCCUCACAGUUGCGAAGCAUCUCCCCUCUGCAUUGGCCAAGGAGCUGUCAGCCUGAUCCCUUGUGGCCAACCUCUGAUUGGUGGAAGGAUUUAACUGCUUUCCAGAUGCUUUACCUAAGAACCCACCUAAUGGCACAGCAGGGAAGUAACCUGCCUAGAGAGCAGGAGGCUGUUGGUUCAAAUCCCCCACUGGUGUGUUUCCCAGAAUAUGGGAAACUCCUAUAUCAGGCAGCAGCAAUAUAGGAAGGUGCUGAAAGGCAUCAUAUUUCAGAAGGCAAUGGAAAACCCCCCUGUAUUCUACCAAAAGAAAACCACAUGGCUCUGUGGUCGCCAGGAGUCAACACCGACUCGAUGGCCCAACCUUUCCUUUUCCUUUUGCCUAGGAAACUCUUUGAAAGUUGUGUGUUGCCUUUGGUAUGUGUCAGCUGUUUUCCAUCAACAUGCUGGACCACCCGUUGUCAAGAUAUGUGCUUUGCUUAGACUUUAGAAUGUGUUAGGAGUUAGAAAUGACUUUUGCUUUAUUUUCCUAAUGCUUACCUGCUCCCCUACCCACCUUGGUUCCAGUAGAUUAAUAAAGUCAUCUUUUAGAGAGAACAAUCUCUCCUCUUGUGUGUGCGUGCUUAGAGACUCUGGAGUUGCCGCUCCCCACAAGUUGAUGGCUUGGUUGAGCUACUUAAAAGGGAAACCUACCUGAAUGGGGUGAACUGCUCCAGCUCCCACUCUGCAAAGACAGAGGGGAUCCUCAAAAGAGGGUUUCAGACCCAAACUGAGUUCUCUCUGGAAGCAGAGAGUGGUGGCAGCAACUACCGGACACAGCACUGGAGCAGGGGUGAGUGAGUGAAACUGCCCAAACUCCAGUGGGGCUUCUUUACAGGGUGGUAGUGGUGGGAUUCCGAACUGAGUACUCUUGAGAGCACACACAAACAUACCAUUUGGAACCAAAAGGAAAGGUGGAUGAGUUUUUAUUUUAUUUUGACAAACACAAUAGUUGCAAAGUAUCCAUUUCUCCUAUGCUAGACAGGAUUAGGAAAUUGGUGAAGGGCAGGUCUGGUGGAUGCCAUGUGGUGCUCUCACUUUCAAGAUAAUGGAGGCUCGCUCCCAUCAGGCAUGUGGUUCCUUGACACCCUUCCUCAUGAUUCUGAGCAUGGAAUCUUGGUUGUCAUACUGUAUUUAGUUUUUAGCCACCAUUAAUAGGAAGGUCCCACUGGAAUUUUAACAUGGCUCAGGGUUCCCUUCACUUGGAGCCAGAUGGCAAUUCAGAAGAAAGAAAAUUUCAGCCCAAAUCAUCCAGCCCCCCCCCCAUUUCUCAGAAAAAUCCCUCUGUUUUUUAAAAAUAUGUAUAGAAGUUUAAACCCCAAAAGCGCAUCUAGAUGGAACUUCAGUCUUUGAUAUCCAACUUUUUGGUCUACAGCAGGAUUUCUUAACCUUGGGUCCCCAAAUGUUGGACUACAACUCCUAUCAUCCCCAGCCACAAAGGCCAUGGCUGAGGAUGAUGGGAGUUGUAGUCCAACAACAUCUGGAGUCCCAAGGUUAAGAAAUCCUGGUCUAUAGUAGGGAUGUGUACAAACAGGUAUGGAAGUCAGGCGUCCGGACUGGUUCGGCAGCGGUGGAGGUUUACCUUUUAAGGAGCUUGGAGGGUGCGCUUACUCCCCCCCAUGUUUUCCCCACCCGCGCGGCCACCAAAAUCACUGGCGUAGGGCGGCAGCAUACCUCCUUGCCGCCCCAGUCAGUGUCAAGGUACGCUGCCACCCCACAUCAGUGAUUUUGGGGCGAAUCGGGGUGGUGGUGAUGGUAAGCGCACCCUCCCAGCUCCUUAAAGGUAACCUCUCCACCAGUAAACCGUCCGAUGGAUGGUUCGUGCACAUCCCUAAUCUACAGUUUCAUCAUUUGUUCACAUCUAAUCUGUGGUUACAUCUGGUGGAAAGUCACCUUAGCCACAUCCUGUCCAUUUGGUCAGAACUUUGAGUCAUGGUUACUUGUAUUGUAAACCACCCUGGAAUUUCAAUAAAAGGCAAGAUGUUUUUCUUUUUUAAAAAUUAAUACCGGUAAUCGCCAGUCGGAUUUCUUGAUGUUCUCGGAUGAAGUGAUACAUCUGUAAGCAUCUUGAUAAUGAUACUUGAUUGCAUUGCUCAGACCACACACACAAGAGUUUUUUCUAAGGACAGAUCAGCUUGCUUUGCCGUGGAUUCAACAUACCUGGAAGAUAGAGCAUCACUGCAGAUGCUUUCCCCAAAAGGAGGUUGGAGUUAAAGAGAAUUAAGAAUUCAAAAUAGAAUGGGGGAAAAAAAGAUGGAAUAUAAUAACUGACAUUAUUAUAGAACCAGUUUGCUAACCAAAAUAUCUUGGGGAACUUUGUCAAAUGCUUUGCUGAAAUCAAGAUAAAUUACAUCCACAGUAUUCCCACAAUCCACUAAGCUAGUAAUCCAAUCAAACAAAAGAUAAAAUUAGUUUGGUAGGAUUUACUCUCAAUAAAUCCAUUCUGCCUUCUAACAAUUAUUAUUACUGGAUUGUUACUACAGUUACUGAGGCUUACUGUCCAGGUUCAGCUAUAUGCAAAAGAAGAGGUAGGAAAUGAUAGGACAAUGCCCAGUAAGGAUGCUGAAAUAUUAAUGGAUGACAAAGAGAACUGUUCAACUCCUGCUUUGUCUCUGUCUUUUCUCAAAAGAAAACCAUGUUUCAUGUAAUAAAGGCAGUGUGAAUGAUGAGUCAGGACUAUGCUAUAUUAAAUCUGCAGAUGACACAAAACUGGGAGGGAUAGCUAACACCUCAGAAGACAGGGAUAAAAUUGAAAAAGGGCUCAAACUAAUUCAAAUUUGACAGAAAUGACAAAUGCAAAUUUCUGCACUGAAAACACUGAAAUGCACAAGUAUAGGGUAGUGGAUAAUAGCUUGGCAGUGGUACAUGUAAAAAUGAUCUCAGGCUUGCUCAUGAUCUGGAGCUGACUGUGGGUCAGUAGUGUGAUGUAGCUGCAAAAAAGGCUAAUAUGAAUUUAGGCUGCAUUAGAACUGUAGUUUCCAAAUGAGGAAAAAUAAUAGUAAAAGAAAAUACAGAUCUGGGUACAGCUUUAUCUAGGUUUAUAGUAUGAUGGGUGGAUAAGGAUCACCAUUAAAUGUGUAGCUAGGCAUCUGGUUGCCCUGGUGAAGAAUGGCUGUGACACUUUCCACAUAGAGAUGUAUAUAUCAGGUAGUAUAAAAAUAUGAUAAAAUAAAUAAAUGAGUGGUUUCAAGCUAGCUGACCACAGAGAGCAAGGGUGAGCAAGAGAGAGCUGAAAUCUACCAGAUCGUCAUAGUUAGGAGAUAAACCUCAGCAGCAGUGGAAGCGUACAGAACAAACAACUUGAUCAAAGUGAUGACGGAGGAGGGAGUUAGGAGAAGAGGUUGGAUUUACCAGAACCAGAGAAGAGAUGGGCCAAUUAAACCAGUCAUAAAGGAGAAUAGAACACGUUACUGAAAAUGGUCUUUGAUUUCUUCAGUGUGGGUUUUGGUCACCCCAUGCUGAGCAUCCUAUCUGGUUGAUGUCGCAAUCCAUUCUGUGUCUGCACACACUGCCAUCUUAAACUUAAUGUGAUUUAAUAAAUGUUAAAAAAAACAA